AUGUACGGUUCGCUGCUUCGAACGGGUCGUUUGGCUCGUAGAGCUUUCGAUACCCAAUCUUUAAGAAAAAUCCAAGUUCCUCGUGCAUCGUCACUUUGGAGCUUACAAUGCAGACGAUGGAAUUCAAACAAUGCUAAAAGUGUCGACGAGAAUUACCGUGAUCUUCAUAUCCCAGGAAUUAUCGAGGAUAAUAUUUCUCCAGCUACUGCUGAAAAAGAAAGCUCCCAUGUCUCUUUUGACAUCCCUAAGGAUAUGCUUCUGCCCGAUGGAAUGCCAGACUAUUUACGCCUUACAUUGACUUCUCACGUUUACGAUGUUAUCGAAGAAACGCCUUUAACAAAAGGUGUCGUCAUUUCUGAAAGUACAGGAGUCCCUGUUUAUUUGAAACGUGAAGAUCUUACCCCCGUUUUCUCUUUCAAAGUUCGUGGUGCUCACAACAAGAUGGCAUCUCUUGACCCGAAAUUGCUGGAACGCGGUGUCAUUGCCUGUUCAGCCGGUAACCAUGCCCAGGGUGUUGCUUAUUCUGCUAAACAACUGGGUGUAAAGGCAACUAUUGUGAUGCCCCAAAACACUCCCGACAUCAAAUGGAAAAACGUAAAAAGACUCGGCGCUAACGUUUUGUUACAUGGGGCCAAUUUUGAUAUCGCAAAGCAAGAAUGCAAUCGUCUCGCGGAGGAACACAACCUUCGUAUCAUCCACCCUUAUGAUGAUCCUUACGUUAUUGCUGGACAAGGUACUGUUGGUUUGGAGAUUCUUCACCAAUUGGACCUCCGUAAAUUAGAUGCUAUUUACUGUGCUAUCGGUGGUGGUGGUCUUAUUGCCGGUAUUAGUGCUUAUGUAAAGCGAAUUGCUCCUCAUGUCAAAAUUAUUGGUGUCGAAACCUUUGAUGCUGAUGCGUUUUCACGCUCCGUAGAAGAGAAAAAGCGUGUUACCUUGAAGGAUGUAGGUUUGUUUGCCGACGGUACCGCUGUCAAGAUUGUGGGUCAAGAAACCUAUCGGGUUGCUUCCAAGUAUGUUGAUGAUGUUGUUUUGGUCGAUAAAGAUGAAAUUUGUGCUGCCAUCAAAGAUGUCUUUUUGGAUACCCGUUCCGUCGUCGAACCUUCAGGUGCUAUGUCUGUUGCCGGUAUGAAGCGUUAUAUGGCAAAGCACAAGCCUCAAAAUACAGAUUCCGCCUCUCAAGUAUGCGUCUUGUCUGGCGCCAACAUGGAUUUUGAUCGUCUUCGUUUUGUCGCCGAACGUGCCGACCUUGGUUUGAAUAAGGAAGUUUUCUUGAGCGUGACUAUCCCUGAACGCCCUGGAUCUUUUGAGAAACUCCACAGUAUCAUUACUCCUCGAAGCAUUACUGAGUUCUCUUACCGCUACGACAACUCUGAGUAUGCCAAUAUUUACACAUCGUUUGUCGUCCAAGAUCGCGUGAAAGAACUUCCUGAGGUGCUUCAAAAAAUUUCAGAGCACAACAUGGUUGCCGAAGACAUUAGCGACAAUGAGCUUGCUAAGACACAUGCCCGUUAUCUCAUCGGCGGUAAAUCCGACGUCUUAAAUGAACGUUUGUAUCGCUUUGAAUUUCCUGAACGUCCUGGAGCUCUUAGCAAAUUCUUGAAGAGUUUGAAGGAAGUAUGCAGUAUUUCCUUGUUCCAUUACAGAAAUUGUGGUGGUGAUACUGCCAAUGUGCUUGCUGGUUUGCAAGUCAAGGAAGGUCAAUUGAAGAAGUUGAACGAUAUAUUAGAGACGAUGGGCUAUGCCUGGGUUGAUGAAAGCAACAAUCCUGUAUAUUUGCGUUAUUUAAGAAAAUAG
Messenger RNA from Schizosaccharomyces osmophilus, 1794 nucleotides. RefSeq names its product threonine ammonia-lyase Tda1 (gene tda1). The transcript has a single exon. NCBI's taxonomy places the organism in Eukaryota, Fungi, Ascomycota, Schizosaccharomycetes, Schizosaccharomycetales, Schizosaccharomycetaceae. The record is from RefSeq and is a predicted model, not a curated record. Gene Ontology annotation, biological process: L-threonine catabolic process. Gene Ontology annotation, molecular function: threonine deaminase activity. The coding region runs from base 1 to 1794 and encodes 597 amino acids.